UCUGCCCACCUCCUUGCUUGUUCUGCCCACUAUGACUCAUUUGAAACGACAGGCUGUGUGGUCUGUCUUGGUUAAGUUAUACACAUCUUUGAUAAGAGAGCGCUUGUCGAGUCGUUGAUAGUUCGCAUAGCAAGGUACCCCAACUCGGAGAAACCGACGCGUAGGUCAAACCUUGCCUCGGUUUAAUUCACAUAUGUAUUAUUUUUUCCCCAGUUUUUUUUCGGGUAGAAUAUUCCCAAACCUCGAUAUUAAAUUGUAUUCCGCGGCAUGUAGUUAGCGUGUUGUCUAACGUUACCGGCUUUGCGCCAGGAGUGAAGACCAAUCAAUCACCGAGUACCUUCGCUAGCUAGGUUGUGUGUACAGUGUGGUGUUGCUGAGGCAAGGGGAAAAACGCAGCGGUCACCGGUGACUGGAUCUUGUGGCGUGAGCACUAAUGCUGUCUAGCAAACACGGCGAAUCCCAGUCGCCGGUGUAAAACGCGGUGUGUAAAAUACAUCUUGCAGCCCUCGACCCAUAUUAUAAUAAUAGAUAGGUCGAUAGUGGGAGAAGCGCAAGGAUGUUGCAAGUGCUGGCUUGCGGCGUCGUAGUUUUUCCCGGACUCUUCUUCGUCUUUCGGAAGGUACUCCCGUCCAUUUUCAAACAGUGGACCGAUGCAGACGUUGUACUGGUCAGCGAGAGGCUGGUGUCCUCCAUCCACGCCAUCAUGGCCACCACGGCAGGAGUCAUCGUCGUGUUGGCAUGCAGCGGUGACGUCAUGACUGACAGGUACUGGCUGGCCACCUACUUUGUCAUCUGGUACGGCGUGCCCUACAUGGCAUACGAUAUCUACGCCAUGUACCUCAGCCACUACUACCGCUUCCGGGUCAAGGGUCACAAGGAGUAUAAGGAGCACUCGUUGACCACGGUCAACUCGUUUGUCCGCCGUGAGUUCCUGCUGGUGCUCCACCACAUUGCGCUGCUCACCAUCCUGCUGCCCGUCACCCUGUUCUUCAGGAGGGACCAGGGCGAUUACUUCAUCGGCUGCCUGUUCCUCACAGAGCUCAGCACGCCCUUCGUCUCCUUAGGGAAGAUCCUCAUCCAGCUGGGUCUGCAGGACUGCUGGAUCCAUAAGGCCAAUGGGGGCAUGGUGUUGCUCAGCUUCUUCCUGUGUCGAAUCGCCCUCUUUCCCUACAUGUACUGGGUCUACGGCCGUCACUACGGCAUCCCCGUCUACGGCGUGCCCUUCCACCUGACACUGUCGGUCAACCUGGGCAGCCUGUGUAUCCUGGCGCCGCAGGUCUACUGGUUCGUGCUGCUCUGCCGCAAGGGCUGGCGGCUCUACCAGCGCCAGUGUCACUCCUCCCCCCUGCCCCCACCUAGCCCCCCCUCCCUCACGGACAACCAACCCAAGGGAAAUGAUUAGAGCUGGAGAGCUCACUCCGUCACCAUCGCUCUCUCUCUGUUCUUUCUCGGUUCCUUCUACUCUAUAUGCGCUCGAGUCACACAAAAAUGAACCACCAUCGACUACUACUUACUACUUCUACUGCAGAAGCACUUCGGCUACAUACCACAGUCUCCACAAAACUACUACCGUUACUACUAUGAUUCCACUAGUACUGCUACUGCUCCUCCUCCCCCUGAGCCCCCACCCCCAUGUUUCCCUUUUGCUUCGAUACUACUGAUCGCUCCAUGCCCAGUCCAAGCUCUACUCCAUUUUUUUUGUUUUGUGUGCUCGUGUGCUUGGAUUAGAGUGAUUGGACAGGGGUUAUAUUUGUAGUGCUACACUGGAGUUUCCCUAAAAGAUAUGAAGAAGACCGAGAAUGGAGGUCCUGGCUUUUUUCGGCGGGGAGGUGGUGAUACACUCCCCCGGCCCCUCCACUUCAUCUAUUACUUGCUCUGCUGAUUGGAAGAUCAGUUAGUGUAGAUGAAUGUGUAUGUAGAAUUUGUUGAUUUAUUUUGUUUUGUCAAUGGUUUUUAUGUCAAGUCCUGAAGAUUCACAUUUUAUGAAGUGUUUGUCCACCCACCCAGUCCUCAUCUUUAAAAGACCGCCGGCGGGAGAGGAGGAGAAGUGGGAAAGGGGACUUGGCAUGCAGAUAGUAAUGGUGACAAGGCUGGGUGGAGGGGUGGAAUGGGAUGGGGUGUUUACAAACUAAGAUAGGUACGGGUGUCACCUCAUCUACAUUUGAAGGAGAAAAUGAGAAAUAAAUGUUUGCACCAAGCUCUUUGCACCAGCAUAGCUACACAAAAACCCAUUUAAUGUGAUUGGAUUGUGGAACUCCACACUCCUUUAUCCACCUCAGCGCCUCCCCAUUGUCCUGUUUCCUAAUUCACAGUUCUCCAUGGCUGCCGCCGCUGGCCAAUCGGUGUGCCUGCAGCGCGCUCGUCUUCCUCCUUUGUUGUUUACGGCCCAACAGGGUUCUGUGUGCUGCCCUGCUGCGUCUGUUUACAUGAAUUCUCUAAACCCACGCACCUCAGUGUCACACAGGGUGGGGCAUCACAAACUAGGAGCCUCUCUCUAUAUUAUGUGCUCCCUACCUAAAGGGGGUGGCUUAGCAAAAGCUUUGUCCGUAUGUUUACAUACACAAGACUUCUCUGGGAGCGCUGUAGCAGCAUUAGAAGGAAUGGGAUUGCUUGUUUAGUCCCGGGUUUGACUCCAUUGCAACAGCUGAAGCUGCUUUUAAUGGGUGGAGACAAGACUUCACGGUCACUCGACGUCAAGUUUGCGGGGUGGGAGUGGUGGGGUGAUUCUUUUAGGUCAAUGCUGCCCUCUGGCAACAGGGGUCUGGGGGCCACAUGGGAGGGGCUUGUAUACCACUGGGCAUCCCUUUUUAAGGUCACAUUGUGUCCUCCAGGGACCGGCCCACUAGGUGCCAGUUGGAGCAAUAAAACAGACGGGGUUGAAAAUGGCGAGGACAAUUUAAAACCCCAUGUAGUAGAGAUUAACCUGAUGUUUAGAUUAAAAAAACAGUAAUGUUCCUAGCAUGAUGCUGGAGCAGGAUGAUUACACAGCUGCAUGCGGCCCUGCUCCAAAAUUAUACUCUAUUUUCAAACAGAAGAUUGUCGAAUAGAAUAAGAAAGGCUUGAUGGUGGCGAUACACUCAUUUCAUGUAUUCUACUUUUACUCAUGAUUGCCUUUUCUGGGGAUUAAUUAUGAGUUUUCCCCGACUUGGUUGGCUCCUUAGAACAGGUCAGCAAGCAGGAAACAACCCCAGUUUUUUUUUAAGUAACUGUCCAGUGAAAAUAUCACUUUUAAAAGUUCAUAUUCUGUUCACUCGUACCCAAAUGUUGACUCAUCCUAUAGUUGUAUUUGUGGCCAAAGCAUAAAUUGGAGGGGAAAAAAACACCUCAAAAUUGUACCUAGAGCUGGGACGAUAAGCAGAAAAUUACCGACAUUACCUUCCCCUUACCGAAGCAUUUUGCAUACAUCAGGAAUUUUCUGUGAUUUUGCUAUACAAUGUUUCUGUAGUUUGUCCUAAAAUCAUUAUAUGGUCAACAGUAAUAGCCUAUGCAUUAUGUUGAUUCCUGCUUGUCCCUGUUUUGCUGUUGGCUGCUGACACCCACUGCACACGGCGGAGGAGAGAUGCAUUCUGAGAAGCACAAGCAUAUGGCCGUUGCUCAAAAUGCUAUUUGGGGGGGGGGGGGGGGGAAUACCGUUUUCAAAGCAACUACUUUUGUUGUAGUAAGAGAGGAGACACAGCUUUCUGUGAGUAUAUCAUGUAUUUAUCACCUCAAUUGAGUUCAUGGAAACACUUUACAACCGGAAUAGGCUGUAGUUAGUAUGGUUUCGAUGCAGUGGAGAUGAGCAGAGCCCGCCAUUUGCAGUUAAUAUGCCUACAUCAUGUAGCCUAGGCCUAGCGGUGGAAAGUUUCUGUAGGACAUUCGCCUACGUUUACUGAUAGCCAUGUAGGCUAAUUAUUUAUUCUAUAUAGCAACAAUAUCCUAGUUAGAGUUAGCAAUCUAGCUGUUUUGAGUUCCCACAUCCUCAGGUGGUGAAUAAUAUAGCCUUUAGGCCAAUCUGCACAAAGAUGUCGUCAAAAAUACACCUGCUAAUAUUGGAUCAUAUUUGAAUAGGUUACAAAUCAAGAUAUCUCAUGCAUUUCCUGGAUAUGUUAGAUGAAAUGGCUUACUUUUUGAGUCAGGCUGCCAAGUGUCACUUGGCACUGAAAAAUACAUUCUCGAGAGCCCUGCCGCUAAUGUAAAGUAACUGUCCAUUU
Molecule: messenger RNA, 4193 nt
Organism: Oncorhynchus mykiss (rainbow trout)
Lineage: Eukaryota; Metazoa; Chordata; Actinopteri; Salmoniformes; Salmonidae
Product: ceramide synthase-like
Biological process (GO): lipid homeostasis
Cellular component (GO): membrane; endoplasmic reticulum
Source: RefSeq, a predicted model, not a curated record